Messenger RNA from Drosophila pseudoobscura, 929 nucleotides. Its product is annotated as peritrophin-55. The transcript is spliced from 2 exons. The record is from RefSeq and is a predicted model, not a curated record. Bases 123 to 821 code for a protein of 232 amino acids. Gene Ontology annotation, molecular function: chitin binding. Lineage: Eukaryota; Metazoa; Arthropoda; Insecta; Diptera; Drosophilidae.
AUUAAAAAUGUCUAACAUGCCCGAUUCGGCGGCAUAAAAAGGCUUUGCCACGGACUGGGAAUGCAUCAGUGAUCAGUUAGCCGAGUUAAGAGCGAGUCAGUCGAGCCCCAACUAGCAGCAAUAUGAAAACCGUGAUCUUCGUGCUGGCCGCCAUUGUGGCCGUCAAUGCCCAGAAUACGUGUUACAGAACGCCCGUGUACACCGAGAAGAUCGAUCCUAUCGUCUGCCCGAAAGCCGGUAUAAAGCUGCCCAACUACGAGAAUGCUUCUACCUACUACCAAUGUGGCAGCGUGGGAACAAAUGGCUCGCUGACCAGCUGCGCCACCGAAAACUACUUCAGCUACGUGAUGCAAUCCUGCGGACCCUGCGAGUCGUACUUGCCCUCCACUAUUUGCUCUGCUCUGCCUUUCAAUGCCACAUGCGUGCCCAUUGGGUCCGCCACAACAGCACCACCAGCCACCACUGGCACCGCUACCACCGCCACUGGCUCCACCGCCACUGGCUCCACCGCAACCGCCACCACUGUCGCACCGUCAGGCAGCACCGCCAGCACUGCCGCACCAACCGGCAACGUCACCACGGCUGCCCCAACAACCCAGGCACCCAGCACCACCUCAGCCGUUCCCGAGCCACCCACCGAUGCACCAGGCUCGACCACGGCCGGUAACAGUGGCGAUGAUACACCUUCGGGCACCACCAUCUUCAUUCCCCAGCCUCCCUCCCCCGGUGAGAGCAAUGUCCCUACUCCAGUUACGCCCGUGCCCACUGCCCCGAACAUUGAAGUCACUCCCCCAACCGUCAAAGAUCCCCCUACUCAAUAGAAUGAAAACAACAAUCGUUCAGUACUUCCGCCUUUCAGCAUUUUGGCAUGUAUGUAUGUACCGAUAUUCCCUGAAUAAAGUGUUCGCAGAACAAUGAGCCAAACACAA